UCACCAGUCCUGCGCUUACCCUCGAUUGAACCGGUCCCUUUAUUCAUUUCAGCCGACGAACGCUUCAUCGCAUCCUCCACGCGCCACAAGCAGCCCAUGGUGCCCUCCACCCUCCUCCUUCUCCUGUGCUGCACCGUGGGUGCAUUCAACCCACCAUCUCUGCGGCCGACGCAGAGAUCUGCCACUCGACGCAACAAAGACAUGGUGACGCGCAAGAGCUCAUUGACGCGCAUCCGAGACGGCUUCAGGAGCCUUCGGGAAGAGCUGGCGAGGCGGGAGGAGAUGGAUCAGGCAUUUGACCUCAAGAGAGGCAUAAUGCAGAUCGGGGCGGCAUGGUGCGAACGGCGCGGGGGGGAGAGAUGGAUCAAUACGCGAGCAUUCGUAUGUGUAUGUGUUCAGUGACCGUGGUCAGCAGGCAACGACAGCUCAGCGUCAAGAUGUGAUGGCCAUGAUUGAACGGCUGGAGCGCCUGAGCCCCACCCAAGAGCCAUCGAGACUGGUACGACACAAACAACCACCAUCAACUCAAGGACAAGGGGAAACGGGGUUGUUUUCUCCUUGUCGACUGUCUUCGUUCAGCUUGAAGGCACGUGGCGCCUGGUGUAUUCUGGCGAGAAUCCAACGCGCUCAUCGCCCUUCUGGUGGGCCACACGACAGCUAUUCGGUACGCCCGCCGCCUGAAUGCCAAAAGGAUCACUCGUUUGUCCAGAUCAUGCUGUCUGCCUGUAACGUGCUUCAUCCAAUCAGGCGGCGUCGCAGCAGACCUUCUGCGGCUGCGUGAUCUUGUGGAGUCGGCCUAUCGGUGGAGCGACAUGAUCCCAGUGACACGGACGGGCGAGGCCGUCCAGAUGAUCUCUGGUGAGUGAGUGAGUGAGUGAGUGGGUGAGUGGGUGAGCGGGUGUGCCGUCUGACACACCACACCUUUGUCAGGUUUGAGCGAUGGCGAGGGAGUUGGUUCGCUGGUCAACAGGAUGCGCAUAUCGGUCUCGGGUGCUGGGUCUGGCAUCUUCGAAACGACCGCAACGGUGGGGGAGAUGACGACUCUGUGACAUCUGAAUCAAGGGCCCACGUGAUGGUUUGCACCUCCUCUCCUUGCUGUUCAGGUGCAGCAGAGCAGGAAGCACCCCGAGGUGCUUCGGUUGGACGUCGAGACCGAGAAGGUAACGGCAACGACCAACCAACACCUGUCGUGUUUGUUGUGUGUAUACGUGGGUGCGCAUUGGUAUUCACCAAUCAGAUCACUGAUUCUUGGGUGCCGUAUCUCUCCAAUGUGGUGUUUCCCACCCAGCGCGUCUACGAACGCUUCCGUCGAGGCGCAGCAGAGGUGGGUGAAAGACCCAUCUUGCCGUUGCGUACACGGGCGCGUCUUUCUUCCAUCAGCUGCGCAUGACAACAACCUACAUCGAUGACGAUAUCCGGAUCAGUCGCUACUUGUCCGACGAAGCUUCGCGCGAGGUACGCAACUGGCACAGACCGCCUUGGCUCGGCAUCACGGCGAUGGGUCUUCCUCUACCUCUGUGUGUGUGUGUGCAGAAGGACUUCGUGUACGUGUAUUCGCGAGUGUAGUCUGGCUCAUUUCCGACUGGGAUGAUGGUGAAGGGAUGAUGUGGCACAGGGGGGGCUGUCGAUAGCGCAUGAAUGCAUCGCUGGACCGGCGAUAGGCGUGUAGAGCGUUUGUUGUAACUAGGCUAGGCAGCUGUACAUAGUUGAGUCAAGCUGUGGAGUACGGUUGAGCUGUAGAUACCUGCACACAGAUCAGCGGCAGAGCUACAUACCGAGUCUGUCAAAUGAAGUCAGCGCGAAUGACGACUGGAU
Vitrella brassicaformis is the source of this 1815-nucleotide messenger RNA. The record is from the annotation of a GenBank genome assembly. Lineage: Eukaryota; Vitrellaceae.